This is a messenger RNA of Larimichthys crocea (large yellow croaker), 1551 nucleotides long. It is a transcript of the gene mak16, whose product is annotated as MAK16 homolog (S. cerevisiae). The coding region runs from base 203 to 1123 and encodes 306 amino acids. Gene Ontology annotation, cellular component: nucleolus; preribosome, large subunit precursor. Gene Ontology annotation, biological process: maturation of 5.8S rRNA; maturation of LSU-rRNA. The record is from RefSeq and is a predicted model, not a curated record. NCBI's taxonomy places the organism in Eukaryota, Metazoa, Chordata, Actinopteri, Sciaenidae. The transcript has 10 exons.
UUCGCGUCACGUCGCCUUCACGUCUCUCGGGAUCUCACAUAUGCAAACAAAGAUGGCGGCUCCCUGAUCGUCCAUGUGGCUCCGCGGACAGAACAAACUCUUCGUAACGUUAAAACAACGUUUUUCUAACGUGUGAACAAACUCUGGACUGCAGCUGAAGCUCCGAGAGGAACUCCGAGAGGAACUCUGAGAGGAACUCAAGAUGCAACACGACGACGUGAUCUGGGACAUUAUCGGGAACCAGCAGUUCUGCUCCUUCAAAGUAAAGACGAAGAGUCAGGGCUUCUGUCGAAAUGAGUACAACAUCACCGGACUGUGCAACCGCUCGUCGUGUCCGCUGGCCAACAGUCAGUACGCCACCAUCCGAGAGGAGAAAGGUCAGUGUUUCCUCUACAUGAAGGUGAUCGAGAGAGCAGCUUUUCCCGCCAAGAUGUGGGAGAAGGUGAAGCUCAGUAAGAACUAUGAGAAAGCUCUGGAACAGAUCGAUGAGAAUCUCAUCUACUGGCCUCGAUUCAUCCGACACAAAUGUAAACAACGCUUCACCAAAAUCACCCAGUACCUGAUCCGCAUGCGCAAACUGGUGCUGAAGAGACAGAGGAAGUUGGUUCCUCUCAGCAGGAAGGUGGAGAGGAGAGAGAAGAGGAAAGAGGAGAAAGCUCUGAUCGCAGCUCAGCUGGAUAACGCCAUCGAGAAGGAGCUGCUGGAGAGACUCAAACAGGGAACGUAUGGAGACAUCUACAACUUCCCAGUUCACGCCUUCGACAGAGCUCUGGAGCAACAGGACGAAGAGAGCGAGGAAGAGGAGGAGGAGGAAGAGGAAGAUGACGAGGACGUCGGGAAAAGAGAGUUCGUAGAAGAAGAGGUGGAGGAGAGCGACCUGAGCGACUUUGAGGACAUGAACAAACUGAGGACGAGCAGUGAUGAGGAGCAGGACGAUGAAGAGGAGGAGUCCAGUGAAGAAGAGGAGGAGGAGGAGAUGGAGAUGGAGACGAAGGCAAAGGCCUUGAGGUCAAAAGGCAAAUCUCCGGCUAACGGCUCGGUGGCGAGGAAGAAGCGAGCGUACGUGGAGAUCGAGUACGAGCAGGAGACGGAGCCCGCCACCAAGAGCAGAGCCACGUCGUGAGGUCACAGCCUCUGCAGCCAAUCAGAACUGUGAGCCGGCUGUGAGGUCAGCUGACUUUUUUUUUUUUUUUUUAUCAUCGCCUUUCUCACACAGGAAGUGAUCUGACCUCAGGUGGUUUCCUGUCACCUGCGGCGUGGACGUUGGUUCAGGUCUCGAGUCCUUUAAAUGUUGAUUUAAACCUCGUCGACAGACACUCCUGAAACUGUUUCACUUCAUUUCACCUGAUGGUGGCGCUCUGAGCUGUCCAACCGGGUCCACAGAACGGGUCGGAGGUUCUGAAACAUGCUUAAAAUUAAGUUUGAGCUUGAUGUUCCUGAUAAACUGAGUCACGACUCAGAAUGACCACGAUGUGUUUAAAUAAACUUCAGUUCUCUGUUUGUUCCUGUUAAACUAAUAAAAUAAUGAAAUAAACAAACUCUGUUUCAGCA